UUUUUCCUGAUUUCCCUCGUGCCGAUUUUUCAACUCGUAAAAAUUGUAAUCUGUGCUUUCAAAAAAAAUAAUUUCUAUACACACGAUAACUCUCUCUUUAAAUACAAACAAAAGCCAUCGACUUGAAAUUUUGCAAACUUGAACUUUGGACUAAAAGACUACUGUAACAUGGUUGUCCAAAGGACUCGCAUGGGUGUGGACGAGGCCGCACCAGCAGGAAAGCCAGAACCUAUGCACCAGUAUCGCCGAUUGAGCUUGGGAUUAGCACUCAGCCUCACCUUGGACAACCUUACCGCGGCAGGACAGAUAAGCAACGAGAUUGCUUCAAAGACCCUUGUGCAAUAUGACGUCCACAUGAGUGGACAACUGGCCAAAGCGACGCCACGGGUACGAUUCGCUUCAAAGGACGUUGCAAAUUUCAGGGAGCAUAACAACGUGUACGAGUGCUUGAUCAAGAACACGAACAUCAGAAUUACCGGGCUCAACUCUUCCAUCGACACCACGGUCAUCACCACUGUCGACGAGAUCCUUCUUGAAAUGCAUCCCUCCGCCGGAAUCAAAAAACGUGUACCAUCAUCAUUCUUGACUCGACCUGUGCAAUAAAUUUGCAAAUUUCAAGGAGCGCGUCAUGUCAGAUUUAUUCUUUUGUCAUUCCUCUCAUUAAACUUAUUAGUACAGUUUUGCUUAGCCAGAACCAGGAUUAAUUAAUAAACCCAUGUUCGUUAGUAGUUUAUUAUAAA
Molecule: messenger RNA, 740 nt
Organism: Folsomia candida
Lineage: Eukaryota; Metazoa; Arthropoda; Collembola; Entomobryomorpha; Isotomidae
Exons: 4
Coding region: 169-603 (144 amino acids)
Biological process (GO): transcription initiation at RNA polymerase II promoter; RNA polymerase II preinitiation complex assembly
Cellular component (GO): transcription factor TFIIA complex
Molecular function (GO): RNA polymerase II general transcription initiation factor activity; TBP-class protein binding
Source: RefSeq, a predicted model, not a curated record